Aspergillus fischeri NRRL 181 is the source of this 690-nucleotide messenger RNA. It is a transcript of the gene sod2, whose product is annotated as superoxide dismutase sodB. The coding region runs from base 1 to 690 and encodes 229 amino acids. The record is from RefSeq and is a predicted model, not a curated record. The transcript has 4 exons. NCBI's taxonomy places the organism in Eukaryota, Fungi, Ascomycota, Eurotiomycetes, Eurotiales, Aspergillaceae. Gene Ontology annotation, biological process: superoxide metabolic process. Gene Ontology annotation, cellular component: mitochondrion. Gene Ontology annotation, molecular function: metal ion binding; superoxide dismutase activity.
AUGGCCGCCUCUCUCAUCCGUACCUCUGCGCGUACCGCCCUCCGCUCCGGAGCUUCGGCUGCUCCAAGAGCUGCUGCGAGCUUGACUUUUGCGCGCGGCAAGGCUACUCUGCCUGACCUGUCUUACGAUUAUGGUGCUCUGGAGCCUUCGAUCUCUGGCAAGAUCAUGGAGCUUCACCACAAGAACCACCACCAGACCUAUGUCAACAGCUACAACCAGGCCAUCGAGCAGCUGCAGGAGGCUCAGGCCAAGAACGACAUUGCGUCUCAGAUCGCCCUGAAGCCCCUGAUCAACUUCCACGGCGGUGGUCACCUCAACCACACUCUCUUUUGGGAGAAUCUGGCCCCUAAGAGCUCUGGUGGUGGUGAGCCCCCGAGUGGUGCUCUGGCCAAGGCCAUCGAGGAGACAUAUGGCAGCUUGGAAAACUUCCAGGGUAAGAUGAACACCGCUCUGGCCGGCAUCCAGGGAAGCGGAUGGGCUUGGCUUGUCAGGGACAAGCAGACCGGACACAUUGGCAUCAAGACCUAUGCCAACCAAGACCCUGUUGUUGGUCAGUUCCAGCCUCUUCUUGGCAUUGACGCCUGGGAGCAUGCCUAUUAUCUGCAAUACCAGAACCGCAAGGCCGAGUACUUCAAGGCCAUCUGGGAGGUUAUCAACUGGAAGUCUGUGGAGAAGCGCUUCUCCGCAUAG